UGUUUAUUUUAAUAAUGCUUAUUUAAUCAAAAAAAUGUCAUCCAUAAAAUCUACCAAUUAGAGCAUAUAAAGAAUAAAUUUUAUAUGGAAUUGAUACAAAUAGUACAUUGAUCAUUUUAGCAGAAACAGGUUCAGGGAAAACGACAUGUAUAUAAUAAUUAAAUAAAAUAUAGAGAUACCAUAAUAUUUGAUAGAAGCAGGAUAUGGUGGAGAAGAGAGAGUAUUAGUAUCAUUACCAAGAAAGAUGGCAGCUAUUAGUAUAGCUUAAAGAGUAUCUGAUGAAAAUGGAACAGAAUUAGGUUAAGACAUUGGAUAUAGAGUCAGAUUUGAAUCUAAAGUAAGUGAAAAUACAAAAAUUGAAUAUGUCACUGAUGGAACAUUAAUUUAAAUUAUUAUGGGAAAUCCAUUAAUUGAAGGAUAUUCUAUUGUAAUGUUAGAUGAUAUUCAUGAAAGAACUUUAAAUACAGAUCUUUUAUUAUGUUUAAUUAAGAAAAUUCAAAAGAAAAGACCUUAAUUAAAAAUCAUUGUUUCAUCUGCUACUAUGGAAGUUCAGUUAUUGUCAAACUUUUUUACAAAUAGUAAAAUUAUUGCCAUAAGAGGUAGAAAUUAUGAAGUUGAUGUAAUUUAAUAUAUAUAUAUUAGAUCAUGUAUUUACUUGAACCUUGUAAGAAUUAUGUUAUUGCUGCUGUUGAAUUGGCAUAUCAUAUACACAAAAAAAUGCCUGAAGGAGAUAUCCUUGUAUUUUUAACAUCUGUUGAAGAAAUACUUGCUUUUAUUCAUUUGUGGUCACAUCAUAAGACUAAUUGUAUUGUAUUACCAUUACAUGCUAAUUUGGGAAUUGAUAAAUAAUUAUUAGUUUUUAAACAACAUUCAAAUAGAAAAAUUGUAGUAUCAACCAAUGUUGCAGAAAGUAGUGUUACUAUUGAUGGAAUUGUUUAUGUUAUAGAUUCAUGUUAUCAAAAAGUUAAAGUUUAUGAUUAUAAGAGAAGUAUUUUUAAAUAAAUAAUCAUUUAGAUUUGGAUCAAUUAAAUGUUUUACCUAUCUCUUAAUAAUCUGCAGCUUAAAGAGCAGGAAGAGCUGGCAGAACUAAAGAUGGAAUUUGUUAUCGAUUAUGCACUAAAGAAGAUUAUUUAAAAUUACCUAUAACAUUCCCUCCUGAAAUAUUGAGAUCUAAUCUUACAGAACUCAUUUUAUAAAUUAGAGUAUAUAAUCACUCGUAUUUAUUUAUAGUCAUUCUCACUAACACCAAAUCAUCUUUAAUGUAGUAAUACAUUCUUAACUCCAGUCUCAAAUGAAUAAUUGAUACAUUCCAUUAAUACUUUAAUGAGCUUAAAAUUAAUUGAUGAAAACUUUUCAUUAACUGAAUUGGGAAAUGCUAUUGUUGAUUAUCCAUUAGAAACAUAAUUGGCUGUCUGUGUUGAAAAUAGUUUUCUCGAUGAAUACUAAUGCUCAGAUGAAAUGCUCAAAAUUGCUAGUAUUCUCAGUAUACAAGGAGGAAUAUUUAGUAGUGAUGCUACACCAUUAUAAAUGUUAAAAGCUAAAAAAGCCUUGGGAUGUAAAGAAGGAGAUGUAUUAUCUCUACAUAAUAUAUUUGUUCGAUAUAUGAAUAUUGGAAAUAAAGGAAAUUGGUGUGAUACAUAUAGAGUAUCGAAACAUAAAUUAGAAUCAGCUGGAAAAAUUUACAAAUAAAUUUAAAAGAGAAGAAAGAAUAGACAAAUUAAAAGUUCAAUUUAAGAUGUUGAAGCUGUUUAAAGAUGCUUUGUUUCUGGCUUUUUUUCUUAAGUAGCUCAAAGAGAAAAUACAGCUAGGGAAGGUGUUUACAGGAAUAUAUACACAAAGCAACUGGUUCAUCUACAUCCUGCAUCUGUUUUAACUGUUUCCUAUCCUGAAUGGGUUAUCUAUCAUGAAUUGAUUGAAUAAAGUAAAGCAUUCCUAAACUAAUUAUAGAUCAUAAAUUAACAAUGCAUAAUGUAACAGAACUUGAUCCACAUUGGUUGUUUGAAAUUGCUCCUCAUUUUUAUAAGGAUGCAAGAUAAGAAAUUGCUGAAUUGAAACAUCAAUAAGAAAAGGAGAAGUUAGAUAAAGUAGAUGCUGAUAAACAAUAAAAACAAUAAGAAUUAUUGAUGAUUCAAGAAAGCAAAGUUAUAUUUGGGAGUAUAAAAUCGAAGAAACCUGGUUUUAAGGGAUUUGGUUAAACUUAAUUUCCUCUUAAAAGCAAAGAAUAGAGACUUGGUUCAUUGUCAUUUAAUGAUGACGAGGAUUUAUGA
Molecule: messenger RNA, 2267 nt
Organism: Paramecium sonneborni
Lineage: Eukaryota; Ciliophora; Oligohymenophorea; Peniculida; Parameciidae
Source: the annotation of a GenBank genome assembly